CAACGGUGGAGUUUCUCAAGACUCGAAGAAGUCUCUCAUCACUUAGCUUCUGUUCAUCCUUAAGCUGCUUUGUUCGAAGUCGGUCUGAUCCCAACUUCAAAUCCCCACGAAACCCAGGGAAGGGAAACCAGGAUACCAAAUGCAUGUUUUCCUUUAUAGUUUAUCUCAAGUGUUGAACAACUUGCAAGUGUUUGGAAGCUUCACGGUUAACUUGGACACACUUUUGUACAAGUAGAAAAAGUAGUUUUCAUUGGAAAUGACCAUAGAAACAAUCUCUACCUCUUUCCGCCCUUUAACUCUUCAGUGGAAAUAUGAUGCUUUUCUGAGCUUUAGAGGUGAGGAUACUCGCAUGGGUUUUACAGACCACUUAUACACUGCAUUGGAACAUCAAGGAAUCAGAACUUUCAGGGAUGAACCCGAACUUCAGAAAGGGGAAGCUAUUGCUCCAGCCAUUUCUGCUGCAAUAGAAGAAUCCAGAUUUUCUCUAAUUGUUCUCUCACAAAAUUAUGCAUCGUCGACGUGGUGCUUGGAUGAACUUGUAAGAAUUCUUGAAUGCAUGAAAGCAAGAGAAACUAUUCUACCAAUUUUUUAUGAUGUUGAUCCCUCAGAUGUAAGGAUGCAAACAGGGAGUUUUGGAGAAGCCUUUGCUAAUUAUGAAGAAAGGUUUACGGAUGAUAAUGAGAAAGUGCAAAGGUGGAGAAAUGCAUUAACUGAAGUGGCUAGUUUCUCUGGGUGGAAUACAAAAGAUCGGUAUGAAACCAAGCUCAUUAUAGAUAUUGUUGAAGAUGUAUGGAACAAAUUGCAACCUACAUCAUUCAGUUAUGCAGAAAAUUUAGUUGGAAUGGACUCAAGACUGCAGCCAUUUCUUUUGCUUUUAGGCGUAGGGGUGGAAGACGUCCGUUUCAUUGGAAUAUGGGGAAUGGGCGGGAUUGGUAAGACAACUAUGGCAAGAGCGGUGUAUGAGAGAAUCUUUUGUCAAUUUGAAAUUAGUUUUCUUCUUACAGAUGUCAGGAACUCUGUUGAAAGAGGUGGUUUACUUAAUCUGCAAAAGCAACUGAUCUCUGGGAUGAUCCGGACAACACAGGUUGAUCACAUAUUGGACCUUCAUCAAGGAGCCACCAUUAUGAGAAGGUUGUUAGGCCACAAAAAAGUUCUUCUUGUUCUUGAUGAUGUGAACCAUUCGAGCCACUUAAAAUAUUUAGCAGGAAAUCAAGACUGGUUUGGUGCGGGGAGUAGAGUUCUUAUCACAACUAGAAAUGAGCAUUUGUUAGUUCAACAUGGAGUCCAGAGAAGAUUCAAGGCUGAAGAAUUAAAUGAAGAUGAUUCUCUUCAGCUUUUCAGCAUGAAAGCAUUUAAGAAAUAUUACCCUGAAGAAGAUUUUCUUGGUUUGUCAGAAUCCGUUGUAAGUUAUGCAAAAGGUCUUCCUUUAGCCCUUGAAGUACUCGGUUCUUUUUUGUAUGGAAGAGAUCUUAGUGAAUGGAACAGUGCACUGAGCCAGUUGGGAAGAGUUUGUAACUCGGACAUAUUUGAAGUACUUAAAAUAAGUUACAAUGAUCUAGAUUCUGAUGGGAAGAAAAUAUUCCUAGACAUUGCAUGCUUUUUCAAUGGGCAGGACAAAGGUCGGGUGACAGAUAUACUAACCAGUUGCGAUGUUGGUGCUGUUAUAGGGAUAAAAGUCCUCAUGGAGAGAUGUCUAGUGACUCUUUCAGAUGGAAGACUGUGGAUGCACAAUUUGCUCCAAGAAAUGGGUCAUGGAAUUGUCCACCUAGAAUCUCCGAACAAGCUGGGCAGGCGUAGUAGGGUGUGGCAUCAUGAAGACGUCAAAUAUGUCUUGACCCGAAAUGCUGGAACUGAGGCAAUAGAAGGUAUAUUUGUGCACUCAACUGAGUCAGAAGGGGAGGUGGACGUGACUCCAAAAUCAUUUUCAAUGAUGUGUAAAUUGAGAUACCUAAAGAUUAAAAAUGUGAACCUACCUAAGGGGCUUGAUUAUCUUCCCAAUAGUUUACGGAUUCUUGAUUGGACAAGGUAUCCGUUACAAUCUCUGCCAGGACAUUUCAGCCCUCGGCAGCUGUUUGAACUUACUUUGUGUCACAGUUGCCUAAAACAUGUUCAAAUAGGAGCUGAGCCUUUUUGCAAGUUGAAAAGCAUUAAUCUGAAUCUUGUCAACACCCCAAACUUGAAGGUCAUGCCAUAUCUUGAGAUUCUGUGUCUUGAAGGUUGUAUAAGAUUGUAUGAGGUUGACCAGGGAAUUGAAGUGCUCGAGAGACUUACAGUGCUAAACUUGAAAGAUUGCAAGAAUCUUGUGCAUUUUGCAAGUAGUGUACGUGGGUUAAAAUCUCUUGAAGUUCUUGAUCUUUCGGGUUGCUCAAAGCUUAAAAAACUACCAAAUGACAUGGAUCACCUAGAAAGCUUGAAGGAGCUUCGUGUGAAUGGCAGCGGCAUAAGAGAAGUACCUUCCUCGGUUGGGAUGCUUGAAAGACUUGACCUGCUGAAACUGGAAGAUUGCAAAGAUCUCGUGUCUCUUCCAAUCAGUGUACAUGGCUUAAAAUCUGUCAAGGUUGUUAAUAUUUCAGGUUGCUCAAAACUUGACAAACUCCCAGAGGAUUUGGGCCAUAUGGAGUGUUUGGUAGAGGUUGAUGCGAGUGAAACUUCUAUACAAGAACUACCUUUCUCUAUUGGCUUGCUCGAAGAACUUGUUUCUAUGUCCUUGAGAGAUUGCAAACACCUUUUGUGUCUGCCAAGCAGUAUAGGUGGCUUAAAAUCAUUGAAGUAUCUCUAUCUUUCUGAUUGCUCAAAGCUUGACAAAUUGCCGGAUGAGUUGGGUCAUAUUGUUAGUUUGGAGAAGCUUGAUGUGAGUGGAAGUGGCAUAAGAGAAGUGCCCUCCUCUAUUGGUCUUCUGGAGAACCUCAAAGAACUGUCAUUUGCUGGAUGUAAACGACAUUCACUUAAAUCUUGGAAUAUGAUGCUCAACCCUGUUCAGUUAUUGCAAAAACAAAGCCACAUUCCGGUAGGAUUAUCGUUGCCUUGUUUGUCCGGUUUGCAUUCAUUGACUUACUUGAAUCUAAGUGACUGCAAUCUUUCUGACAAAGCAAUGCCUAGUGAUUUUGGAUGCUUAGCCUCAUUAAUAGAGUUAAAUUUGAGCAAUAAUCAAUUCCUUACACUGCAUGAGAGCAUCGGUCAACUCUCUCGGCUUGAAUAUCUCUAUUUGGAUGGGUGCAGUAAGCUUCAGAUAGUACCAGAGCUUUCAUCUGAUGCAUGGGUAAAGGCUACCAAUUGCACCUCAUUGGAUACAAUGGCCAAUCAAAUAGGACGGAGCAAUUUGGUGCCAAGAGGAAGCUAUAUGAACAGUCUCAAAAAGGGGGAGAAUGAAAGCUGCAAGAGUGUAGCACUACCAUUGCUAACACGCCACUUAGCGAGUAAAUCAUCUUAUCAAGAAUCCACUACAUUGUUUGUUGGUCCUGCAAAUGAAAUACCAGAGUGGUACAAUCACCAAGAAGAGGGGUGCUCCAUAACUCUAGAGCUGCAUCCAGGUUGGUUUACUAACUCGUUCAUGGGAUUCGCUAUGUGUGUCGUUUUUAACUGCCUCAAACCACUCCCGCCUUUGGAUUGGUGGGCCAUUAGUUGGUCAAUGACAGCCAAUGGUAAAUGCUCAAGUGUGGAGGCAGGUGGCACGUCUCCAAUAUUUGGGGGAAAGUGGGGUCAACCUGUUGGGGAUCACAUUUGGUUCUUGAACACGAGCCGUGAUUUUUUCCGUGGAGAUUUUCAGGAUAUCCACUAUCAUCUUAAAUUCUCACUUAAACCCUUCUUCUUGCCGAAAGCACCCACCUUGGAAACUGUGCGAGUGAAGAAGUGUGGUGUCCGUGUGUUAUAUGAGGAAGAUGUGGAAGAGCUUCGGCAAACGUUGUUGAAGCAGAACAAUAAUACCAAGCGAGGUCUUCAACUCCUCUGUGAUGAUGUACCAUCUAGUAGUACUGCAAGAGAGGCUCAUUAAAUUGUGCCCGGAUCACUUUGCGGUCAUUAAACUGCGCUAAGAUCACAUUGCAGGUACCAGUGGAAGCCCUCAAAAUUCAUGACCACAAACAUGUUUACAUGGUUGAUGUUCUUGUCUUCUUCCAACACCAAGUAAGCUGAGUGAGUGAAGAUGCAUGUUGUUUACCAAACAUAAAUAGAACUGUGACCUUCCACAUGCAAAUCACGGACAUGUGAUUUUGGGAGACCCUUCGCCCAUCCUGUUUUAUCCUAUUAGUUCCACUGAGGUUCGUUGCUUGGUCGAUAUACCUGGAACAAAAGUGCCUUCAGUAGCUAAUGGUGAAAUGGCCAACUAUUUGAAGACUGUGGUGGCUCCUCAGAUUCCCCCUGAGCUGUACAAUGCUUUUUUGGCUCCCGUAAACAAGGGAAACAUCAGAUCCAUGCAAAACAGAAGUUAGUACCCAGAUUUAAAAUAUAUAUGAAUACCAAUUUGUAUCAGUAUCAGCAGUCUUGGGUUUCCCCUGCAGAAUUAGAUAUCAAGAUGGGGGAGAAUGAUAAGUUUAGAAGUUGUUGUUCUGCAAUGGAAUCCAGCUACAUUUUCCAUUUAAUCAAACUUGUACAAAGUAUAGCAAUGUAGUAGAUGUAAAUGCUACUGUUGAUGAUUUUAUAGUGAAUGGCCAGUGGAAUGUUCCCAAAUUGAAUGAGAUUCUGGAGAGUUAGGAUUCAGUAAUCAAAUCCAGAUUUAGAAAAG
Molecule: messenger RNA, 4720 nt
Organism: Argentina anserina (silverweed cinquefoil)
Lineage: Eukaryota; Viridiplantae; Streptophyta; Magnoliopsida; Rosales; Rosaceae
Product: disease resistance protein RPV1-like
Exons: 7
Coding region: 257-3991 (1244 amino acids)
Biological process (GO): defense response; signal transduction
Molecular function (GO): protein binding; ADP binding
Source: RefSeq, a predicted model, not a curated record